Triticum dicoccoides is the source of this 2795-nucleotide messenger RNA. RefSeq names its product cinnamate beta-D-glucosyltransferase-like. The transcript has 4 exons. The record is from RefSeq and is a predicted model, not a curated record. Bases 1244 to 2653 code for a protein of 469 amino acids. Lineage: Eukaryota; Viridiplantae; Streptophyta; Magnoliopsida; Poales; Poaceae. Gene Ontology annotation, molecular function: quercetin 7-O-glucosyltransferase activity; quercetin 3-O-glucosyltransferase activity.
GCAGCCACCCUCUCACUCUCUCACCCCAUGGCACCCCUCUGCAAGACCACACUCUCUCACCCCUCUUGCUCGUUCUCUCCGCCACAUCGUCGCCGCCGCCAACCCUCUCCGCCACGCCGUCCCAGCCGCCACAACUCCCCACCUUGGCGCGUCCCUGCCUCCUCCCAUCCCCUCCACUCCUCGGUCCCCGCCACAGUUAUUUGUUUCGGCCGGGUCCAGUGAGCAGUGGUGAGACCAGGUGUCGCGGUGAGCAGCCAGAUCCGGCCGUCGGCGAGCCGCGCCGUGGAUCUAGCCAUCCCAGGGCGAUUUCCGGAGCCGAGAGCGACUUGAAGAUUUCUACCUCAAGCUGAGCCGCACCGUCGAUCUGGCCAACCCAGGCUGAGUUGCUGCCUUGCUGCCUGUUGGCCUGCUACACAGCCUACUGAUAGUAUGCUCGGUAUUUGACAGGGAAAUCACACAGCGAAGGUUGGAGACUGAUGCGGAUGCGCGCAAGGGCAACGUUGGAUGACACCUAGAAGAGCAAGCAUAGUGCAGCGAAGGAAGUACCGAGCUUCGGCAGCACUACACCAUCGUCCUCUGCCUCACCGAGCACAUCAAUUUCAUGAGAUGAUCAACUCCCCGCAUAGACCCGCUUCAAGGGAGGAGGAUGCAGAGGCCAGCAACAAGGAGCGGGUGUGGGUGCUCAUCCUCGCCGCUGACCACAAGUGCUGCGACAAACUUUGGGCAGAAUUCGAUCCCUCCACGGGGAGCAGCAUGAGAUUGGCCAGGACUCAGGAGCACUCCACCAUGAAGUGACCCCAGGAAAUUAGAAAUGGCUUUGUGAAAGGUGUGAUUUGACAUUUCUGGACGCAGUUUGAACAUGGCGACUCGUCAAACUGGUGUUAAGCUAAGGCCGAUGACAAGAAAGUUGCGCCAACUCGUGCACGUGCUGCAUGCAGAGGCCGGUCGCGGCGACCAGCAUCAGUUAUGAGAUACGUGCGGGUGCAGUACGUUCCGCCGUAACCACAGUCGAGCACACAGUGAUGAACCCGAGCUGCCUGCCUGCCUGCCACGAGCCUCGCGCUCAUUAUAAAAACGCCGGGGCGGCGUCUUGGUCCUCUCCCCCGGCGCCGGCGAGUGCACAGAGCGACCAGGCUCCCUAUAUAUAUAUCCCAGUUCCGUAUGCAAGGAACACGUACGCUAGCUAGCACGAUCGAUCUCCUACUCCUCCUACAGAGCGAGCAAACACGCUUACCAAGUUACCAUGAGCUGCCAAGAAGGCGCCAUCCCGGCGGCGGCGGCGGCGCAGCCGCACGUCCUCCUCGUGUCGUGCCCGCUGCAGGGCCACGUGAACCCGCUACUCCGCCUCGGCCGGCGCCUCGCCGCGAGGGGCAUCCUCGUCACCUUCACCACCCUCCGCCACGCCGGCCUCCGUGCUGCCACCCACCGCGACGGCGUCCGCUUUGAGUUGUACCAGCUGCGCGACCACGACGGCGGCCAGAUGACCCCCGACGACAUGCUGCGGCACGUCGCGGCUGAGGGCCCGGCGGCGCUGGCCGACCUGGUACGGCGCCAGGCCGACGCCGGCCGGCCGGUCUCCUGCGUCGUCAACACCACCUUCGUGCCCUGGGCGCUCGACGUGGCCUGGGAGCUCGGCCUCCCUUGCGCGACGCUCUGGAACCAGUCCUGCGCUGUGCUCUCGCUCUACCACCACUUCUACGACGACGACACGCCGUUCCCGAGCACGGCCGACGACGCACCGGUGGCGCUGCCCGGGCUGCCGGCCAUGUCCUUGCACGAGCUGCCGCUCAUGGUCCGACCCGAGUUCGCGCACAACCUCUGGGGCCAGAUGCUCCGAAGGCAGCUCGUGGAGGUCCGUGGGAGGCAGGCGCCGUCGUGGGUGCUCGUCAACACCUUCCACGAGCUCGAGCGCGACGCCAUCGACGCGCUACGGGCUCGCGACGUCGCCGUCACGCCCGUCGGCCCGCUCCUGGACGACGAUGAACCGGCCGUUGCCGACGAUGACGGCUGCGUCAUGGCGUGGCUCGACGCGCAGCCGCCGCGCUCUGUUGUGUACGUGGCGUUCGGCAGCCUCGUGGACAUCGGGCGGGACGAGACGGUGGCCCUGGCGGAGGGGCUGGCCGGCACGGGCAGGCCGUUCAUUUGGGUGGUGCGCGACGACCUCCUCCACCUCCCGGAGCCCGUCCUCGCCGCAUGCCGAGGAGACACCGGCAGGAUCGUGGCGUGGUGCCCGCAGGGGCGCGUGCUCCGGCACGGCGCCGUCGGGUGCUUCGUGACGCACUGCGGGUGGAACUCCGUCACGGAGGCGCUGGCGGCGGGCGUGCCGGUGGUCGCGUACCCGUGGUGGUCGGACCAGUUCACCAACGCCAAGUUCUUGGUGGAGGAGUUCGGGGUCGGCGUCCGGCUGCCGGCGCCGGUCACGCAGGAUGGGCUCCGUGCGUGCAUCGAGGAGGUGAUGAGCGGGCCGGAGGCAGUGGCAAUCCGGAGGAGGGCGACGGCGUGGAAGGAGGAGGCGGCGGCGGCGCUGGCCGACGGCGGGUCAUCGGACCGGGGCCUCGAGGCCUUCGUUGACUUCGUGCGAGCGCCCGUAGGAUCUGGUGGAGUUGACACGAUUAGCUCGCCGGCAAAGCAGGGAUCAGUCAGUUCGUUAUAAUUUCAUUUGACAAUAAUCCGUCCUAUCCCUUCGAGAACAUUUUUGUUGAACCAAUGACGAGCUUGAACCAUGCUCCAACACUUCCAUUGUCCGACACCGUUGUAUGGAAGCAUAUAUGCUCUACGAUUUGGCUCGUCACCCA